ACCGGAAGUCGUGUCACUAAACUCUCGAGUGAUUCAUCUUCUUACACAUAAACGAUCUUCACUGCAACUCUUCUGACAGCUAGCGAGCAACUCCGCGGCGCCCCAAACAAGCCUGCAGACAGUGACACUUCACUGCAGUAACUCAUGUGAAAAUCCACCCAACAACAGAAGAAAGCUGCAUUUCAUUGAGUUUUGGGCCACUAAGGCUGCCUUCCUACAGAGCUGGGCGGACAGAAGAGGGAAGGGGAGAGCUUUAACCCUGGUCUCCCCAGCCGAUUCUGAGUAAACGAGCCAGUCAUGGAUGACCGCUCCUCUCUGGGAAAAGUCAGCAGCUCUACAGAGUCCGUGGCCACCGUCACUAGUGAGGAGUUUGUUCUUGUACAGCCCAGUGCUGCCGGGUCACCACAAGGCUCUGGCGGCAAACCGAGGCUCAAGAUGUCUUUGGACGGGAGUGAUCAGCUGGAGAAAGCUAUGGAGGAGGUGUUGGAUGAUGACGAUGAGGUGAAGGUGGAGAAGAGUAAUGUCGAAAAGAUGGAGAAGCACAGCAACCCAGAGCCUCGAGUCCUGGAGCAGCAACCUGCAGAAGCAUGUCCAGCACCACCCAGCCCCACAGUGCUAGAGGAGGACAGUGUCCAGUUCAACAAGCUCUCCUACCUGGGCUGCACGUGGGUCAAAGCCCCUCGCAACGAGGCGGAGGCACAGAGGGCCAUGGCCACCCUGCGGGCUGAAAGUGCCAUCCCCAUCCCCAUCACCCUGCACGUCCCCUGUGGAACAGAUGGCUCUGUCAGGAUUGUGGACCAGGCCUCAGGUACUGAGAUCGCCUCAUUUCCCAUCUACAAGGUGUUGUUCUGUGCUCGUGGACAGGAGGGUUCAGUGGAAAGCGAUUGUUUCUCCUUCACCGAGAGUUACCGGAGCUCUGAGGACUUCCAGAUUCACGUCUUCUCCUGCCACAUCAAGGAGGCUGUCAGUCGUAUCCUGUACAGUUUUUCCACAGCCUUUCGGCGUUCUUCUCGGCCUGCAGACAUCAGGGACACAGCACUGUCCAGUCCGCCUGACAGCGACCUCUAUACCUUCACUGUCACACUGGAGAUAAAAGAGGACGAUGGCAAGGGCAACUACAGUCCAGUGCCCAAGGACAGAGAUAAGUUCUACUUCAAGCUGCGACAGAGUGUUCAGAAGAAAGUUGUGGUUUCAGUUCAACAAAUGUGCAACAAGGAGCUGGGCAUUGAAAGGUGCUUUGGGAUGCUGCUGAGUCCAGGACAGAAAGUGUGCAACAGCGACAUGCAUCUGCUUGACAUGGAAUCAAUGGGGAAGAGCUCUGAUGGGAAGGCCUAUGUGAUCACAGGAACAUGGAACCCCAACAUGCCGGCCUUUCAACCAUUGAAUGAAGACACACCUAAAGAUAAGCAGGUCUAUAUUACAGUUGCAGCAGACCUUGUAGUCACCGAGGUGGUGGAGCCAGUCCGCUUCCUGCUGGAAACUCUGGUCAGGGUAUAUCCAUCAAACGAACGCUUCUGGUACUUCAGCCGCAAGACCUUCAGUGAGACCUUCUACCUCAGACUCAGACAGCAGGCACCAGAGAGGAUGGGUCAGAGUGAUGCUGUGUAUGAGGUGGUGAGUCUUCAGAGGGAGGCAGAGAGAAGCAAUGAAGAAAGAGCACGACAAGCCACGCCCCCUGAGGAAGAAGAGGCUGAUGAAGACAGCGACAGUGAAAUCUCCAGUGGGACAGGAGACGUUUCUAAAGACUGUCCUGAGAAAAUCCUGGAGUCCUGGGGAGGAAUCCUCAACAGAUGGCAUGGGAACCUGUCCACUCGUCCAAAGGGUUUGCCCUCGUUGGUUCGCAGUGGCAUUCCUGAGCCACUCAGAGCUGAAGUCUGGCAGCUGCUGGCCGGUUGCCACGACAACCAUGACCUGCUUGAGCACUACCGCAUCCUCAUCACCAAGGACUCAGCUCAGGAAGGUGUCAUCACCCGGGACAUCCACCGCACCUUCCCUGCACAUGACUACUUUAAGGACUCUGACGGAGAUGGACAGGACUCACUGUACAAGAUCUGCAAGGCCUACUCUGUCUAUGAUGAGGAAAUUGGUUAUUGCCAGGGUCAGUCGUUCCUCGCUGCUGUUCUCCUGCUGCACAUGCCCGAGGAACAGGCCUUCUGUGUCUUGGUGAAAAUCAUGUACGAGUACGGCCUCAGAGCUCUCUACAAAAACAACUUUGAGGAUCUUCACUGCAAGUUCUACCAGCUGGAGAGGCUGAUGCAGGAACAGCUUCCAGACCUGUGGUCCCACUUCCAGGAGCUGAACCUGGAGGCACACAUGUAUGCCUCCCAGUGGUUCCUUACACUCUUUACUGCAAAGUUUCCCCUGUGCAUGGUGUUCCACAUCACUGACCUGCUGCUCUGUGAGGGUCUGAACAUCAUCUUCAAUGUUGCCCUGGCCCUGCUCAAGACAUCUAAAGAGGACCUCUUACAGGCGGACUUUGAAGGGGCUCUCAAGUUCUUCAGAGUCCAGCUCCCUAAGCGUUACAGAGCUGCUGAGAAUGCCCGAAGGCUUAUGGAGCAGGCCUGCAACAUCAAGGUUCCAACCAAAAAGCUGAAGAAGUUUGAGAAGGAAUAUCAGACACUGAGAGAGAGCCAGCUGCAACAAGAGGACCCCAUAGACCGAUACCAGAGGGAGAACCGUCGUCUACAGGAAGCCAGUAUGCGACUGGAACAGGAGAAUGAUGACUUGGCCCACGAACUGGUGACCAGUAAGAUUGCUCUUCGGAACGACCUUGACCAGGCAGAAGACAAGGCCGAUGUUUUAAACAAAGAGCUGCUGAGCACUAAGCAACGUCUGGUGGAGACGGAGGAGGAAAAGAGACGACAGGAAGAGGAGACGGCUCAGCUGAAGGAAGUGUUCAGGAGGGAGCUAGAAAAAGCAGAGCUGGAAAUCAAGAAAACCACGGCGAUCAUAGCUGAAUACAAACAGAUCUGCUCCCAGCUGAGCACCAGGCUGGAGAAACAGCAGGCAGCAACAAAAGAAGAGCUAGACAUCGUCAGGAGUAAAGUCAUGGGCUGCGACCACUGCAGGGACCUGUUCAGCACCCUGGGAUCCCUCCAGGCGUCGUCCCCCGGCAGAGACAAGACAUCCACCGAGCCACUGGAUGAGGAGAAAGACGGACUAAAGGAGCAGCUGAGGCAGCUGGAGCUGGAGUUGGCACAAACUAAACUACAGCUAGUGGAGGCCAAGUGCCGCAUCCAGGAGCUCGAGCACCAGCGGGGAGUCCUGAUGAACGAGAUCCAGGCGGCCAAGAACUCUUGGCUCAGCAAAACCUUGGGCUCCCUAAAGAGCUCUGCCUCCUCUUCCUCCAGCUCCACGUCCCAGACCCCGUCCUCUCCAAAGGAGGGCCCUGCCUAGAUGACCAUCCCUCCACUUGUCUGUCCACUGCAGGAUGCACACUAGAGCUGAGGAACACAAGCCGAAGGAACAAAGAGUGGAGAAAUGCAGUAUUCCUUUUUUCAGCCGGUGGCAAAGCAGAGCUCAGCAGCUUCUUGGACUGCAAACAACUGAAAAGAUGAGGGAAGAAACAGGCGGAGGACUGGACCUGCCACCUGUCUUUUGCUUAAUGUUUACGUUUGAGUGAAAUAAAGUGUCUGUUGACCUUCUCUGCUUCACAGGUGAGGAGACAGGUGAAGGUGAAUCAUCUGUGAGGCUUAAAGCUGAUUUAAAGUUCAGUGUUCGAUGCUGACACUGUUUUGUUGAGUUAACUCUCAUUAUAAGAAAGAUUAGUUAACGAACACAAUGGCAUCCCUCAUGUAGGCAGAUAAUCUAGUUCCACCUUGUGGCCAGACAUUGCUACUGCAGAGUUAUAGUCCUUUUAGCUGAGAAUUAAACCUGUGUUCAGUCUCUAAGUUUGAACAAUAUUUUCAAUGAUAGUGAUAGAGCUACAGCUGCAGAGAUACUAUAUGUUUACUGCAUAGGAAUAUAUUCAUAUACAUUAAACAUCUUCAGCACAAAAAAGCCACAGCACUCUGAAAAAAGGAAUACUGCAUUCAGAGUCUUAAACGAGAACAACACAGAAAGUUGUAUUUCUUUAUAGUAAUAUAACGUAAACAAUGUUGUCAUAUAAAUAUGUAUAACUAAUUAUUGAUUUUUGUAAUAAUCAUGUACAGUUCUUUAAGAGAAGAAAAAAAACACAAGGAAAAGUUUUUUUUUUACUGUUUGGAAUUUGAAUGUCAACUCUCUAGAUGUUGACGUAAGCACAGUGUGUGAUCGAUCGGGUUGAGUCCAAACGCUGAAGAGCUGAAGUGACAACCCGCAGAUUAAUGUUGUUAAUAUCCCACCUGUUUGUUCCAUCAUGGGUUGAACUGACUCAAGAUGUCCAGAAUUACUCUUUACUCUUUAAUUUGCUUUUUUAAUCCCAGUUCCAGCUCAUGCCUGUAGGUGUUUUAUUGCCGUUUUUAUUUUUUGUGUCACUGCAUACAUAUUUUUAUCAUGCAGCCAUUAUUUUACACAGCUGUGAUCACAACAAAAAUUGACUCUUUUCCAUUUCUGUGUUGAUUCAGUCAUUUUUAUACCAUCAUUGUGAUACUUUAUUCAGUCAGUUUUUACUACUUUUCAGUUGGAAUAGGUACAAGGUGUUGUACAUAUUUUUGUUUUAGUUUUUUUAAUCUGUCCCUGUUAAUUCCAUCUCUGGUGUCUGAAAACAGUUGUUAUAGAUGCAGAUAUCAGGACUUGUGUUCCUCUUUAAGAAGAAGCCAUAUUCUUGAAUGUGUUCUUUUACACACCGAAAAGAGCCAGUUAAUCCAUCACAGUGUAUCUGUGUAUCUGUUAUGUAAUGCUAUGUAGACAACACCCAUUGCCUACAUAGCACUCACCCGUUCACACCUGUUUCACUGUAAAUACCACAGUCAGCACAUUAAAUUAAGUAAUCUAAUAAUACAGUGUAGGCUCUAAAGUAUCUGUUACAUGUCACAAUUCAUCCCUAAAUAUACACCUAGCAUAACAUUAAUAAGCAAGAUUAAGUUGCAAUAUUCCCCCAUCAUUGCCAAACAAUCUUAAGGUCAUUUCCGCAGCUGUGCCAACACCUUCUUUGCCCUUUGUCGUGUUCAGACAAUUCCCUUUUUUAUAAUUUUUUUACGCAAUGACCACAGCAAGUAGAUACAUUAAUCUUCACUGUGUCAGAGGUGGACUGUUGGCUGUGUUGCUCAGGGCUCACUGUAUAACUUAAAUCUUAAAUGGCGUGAAGGUAAACAACUUCUAAGACAUCAUACGUAUUCCGUUACAAGUUGCUACAGGAUGUGUAAGAAACACAGUCAGUGGAGGAGACCAGGAUAAUUUUGUAGUCUGUGUUCUGAGUUGAUACAUUUAGCCAAAAAAUUCUGUAUUUUGCUUUAACAUGAAUGCAUGUUAGUGCUGUGUUAGCAGGCAGAGAGCUGCAGUGUAGGUGCCAAAUGUCUCAUUCUAUUCUUCGUUCUGGUUGUCACUUAAAUCAGCAUUUGGACUCUGACCAAACCCAUGUGUACUUGUUUGUGUGUGUGAGUGAGUAUGUGUGUGUGUGUUUCUGGAUGUUUGUAUGUUAAGUGUGUGUUCUGCACUGUAACUCAAGUGGUUGAAGUUGAAAUGGCUUCUUCUUCACGUGGCUGCCUUUUCUGUUGAUGACUGAAUCCUGUUGGCUGACGAGAAGAAAGCCAUCUGACUGUUUGAAAUGUCGGAGAGCAUCAGCUGUGCCAUAAGAGCCUCUCCUCUGCUCCGUCCCCAGUGGUCUUCCUCUGUGCUCUCAAUGACCUGAACCCAAUUCACCAAAAACCAUGUCAUCUGAUCUUCAAGACAGAUCUGCUGAGUAUCUUUUUCAGCAGCCUGUUUCACACAUUUCCGCCCGGAGCAUUCCAGUACGACCACUGUCCUCUUGCUGGUGGCCACUGAGCAGCUCCACUGGAGAAAAUACGUUAAUAUCACGGGAAGGGAGAAAAAGGAAGCUGACCGCCUGAAUAUAAUUGAAUUCCAGGUGUGUUUUGCAUUUCCAGGACAUUCCUCUUGCACUAUCGUGCAUCAUUCUUGCUGGUCACGUGUGACAGUUAUAAAGUUAAACAACCAGUUCAAUAUAAACUGUGGCCAAGUUGGAGAAAGCUCCUUGUCUUUUAUGUGCACUAAAGCAACGUUGAUAUUUUAAACACUAUUUCAAGAUGUGUGUUUGUUUGUUUAAAGUUAUCCUGAUCACAGAGCAUAAUUAUU
Molecule: messenger RNA, 6213 nt
Organism: Larimichthys crocea (large yellow croaker)
Lineage: Eukaryota; Metazoa; Chordata; Actinopteri; Sciaenidae
Gene: rabgap1l
Product: RAB GTPase activating protein 1-like
Exons: 27
Coding region: 298-3396 (1032 amino acids)
Biological process (GO): regulation of GTPase activity
Molecular function (GO): GTPase activator activity; small GTPase binding
Source: RefSeq, a predicted model, not a curated record